Messenger RNA from Lepisosteus oculatus (spotted gar), 767 nucleotides. The record is from RefSeq and is a predicted model, not a curated record. NCBI's taxonomy places the organism in Eukaryota, Metazoa, Chordata, Actinopteri, Semionotiformes, Lepisosteidae.
CGCCCCUGAAUUGGAAGAAGCAGAGAGAAAACGAGUGGAUGGUUUCCAUCAUUUCUUCUUCAGGGGCCGGCUCAAAUCUGCCCAAAAGCAAGUUCCAGGACCUGCGGACCAGUGGGUAUUGAUGGCUACCCCGUUUCCAAAGCUCAGCUCCUCUCUGUGAAAGCAGUGCGCUGCACACCUGCGUUUGGCUGAAAAUUUAUGAACUCAGUAAAAAAACAAAACAAAAUUACAGGCACAGCGAUAAAACAACCAGAGACCGGGGACAAGGGAGGGGUAUAUAAAUCAGGAGGGAGAGCGAGAAGGGGGCACAUCAGACUCGGGACGCUGGAGAGGAGAAGUCGCCAAGCAAACGAAAAUCUCCGACAAAGGUCCCUGCCGCACUGCCUCCCAGCUCUCCCCCGUGAAGACCAGCCAUGAUGGGCAAGCUCCUGCUGUCCUGGGCCCUGCUGCUCACCGUGUCCUGGCCCGUCUUCGCCCACCCCAUCACAGACUCAGCCGAGAUGUCCUACUCCGGGCCGGUGUCGGUGGAGGAGAGUCGUGUGGUCAGCCCAGACGAUCUCAGCCUCUCGGAACAGGCCUUCCUGUCCCAGGGCAGCCCAGCUCUAGGCUACUCUUCACUGCCAGCCGCUGACAUCGUCCGGGAUGGAGGCCUCAGAACAACAGGGUACGUUCCUCGGGAAGCUGUGAAAGAGGUAGGCACCGACGUCUUUGCAACGUUGAAGGAUCCUGUUUCCGAGUUACAGAGCUUCUCAUAUUUUUGCAACUGA